Messenger RNA from Anarrhichthys ocellatus (wolf-eel), 4446 nucleotides. RefSeq names its product coiled-coil domain-containing protein 93-like. The record is from RefSeq and is a predicted model, not a curated record. Lineage: Eukaryota; Metazoa; Chordata; Actinopteri; Perciformes; Anarhichadidae. The coding region runs from base 1075 to 1458 and encodes 127 amino acids. The transcript has 3 exons. Gene Ontology annotation, biological process: Golgi to plasma membrane transport.
CCAAUGCCAUAAAGAUACAUAUUUAACGAGUAGCAGGGCCACAGAGACUGUGCCAUGUGGAUUUAAGACAUGUUCUGGACAAUAUACCUUCCUGUACAUUUCAGCAGUAGAGUGGAAUAGAGUUUCAGUUGAAAUAUAAUCAAGUCAGUCCUGUCACAAGUUGUAACAUGCAUGUGGGAAAUGUUUAUCUGAACAGUACGUGGUGUUUGUAUGUGUGUGAGCAUGGUACACAGGCCUGCAUGUGUGCACAAAGGCCGUGGUCGCUUUGCUGGUGUGACAGGCGCCUGGUGAGGGACCUCUGGGUGUAUGUGUAUAAUAUGAUAUUGAUGGAUGUAAAUAGGUGGGAAGUGUGUACGUACAGUAUGUGUAGCUUCUGCAUGUAUAGUACAUACAUGUACUGUAGGUGUGUUUGAGGUAUACCUUUAGAAGGAGAGGGAUGCAUGUAUGUUGUCUUUUCCUCGCUCUGUUGCUGUAUAUAUUAAAGGAUCUAUUGUUUCUUUGUGUAGACUAUGAUGGUACCGUAGUCAUCUCUGACUGCUGUCUUUGUUCCUGGAAAGAGAACCACAAUGGAAAAGUUAUCCUUAAACGUUAUUGUGUUAACCUCAACAUUUCUCAAUGAAUAUGUAUUUGUGUAUCAUUUAAUAUAUGUCUAUUUUGACGCGACAUACUAGAGGAGUAAUGCCUUGCUGAAGGACACUUGAGCAGGAUGUAUGCGUAUGAACUGGGGCCUUCUGCAUAUUAUGAAACAGCACUUUCUAAAUGUUUAGGCAGCCUCUGUGUUUCUCAUGAUUCAAACCAUGAUCAUAGAAUCUAGGUUCUCAUGAUCCUAGAGAAAGAGAAUUUAAAUGGCCGGAUCUCAACUAGACUGAGCUAUUAAAAUCACAAUGACAAACAUUACAAGCUUCUUCUUCUCUUAAGUCUGUGCUUCUUUGUUGCAACAGGUGAAGUGAAACAUGGAGAGGAAUAAAUCAGUGUAUUGGUUUAUCCUCCAGACAUUUGUAGAUGCAUUUACAAACACCGCACACACCCAUCCAAUCAGCUUGUGUUUGCCCGGCACUUUAAUAAAAAGCUUUUAUGCUACUGUUCUUCUUACUGUACUGCAUCUCCCAUGUGUCCCUGCAGCAGUCGGAGCUGUCGUCAGAGGAGCGCUCGGAGCGCUAUGGCCCUCUGCAGCAGCACCGCAGGGCAGUGGGCUCACUCAACAAGCAGAUCCAGCAGAAGACUAAACAGCUGGAGGAGCUACAAGCCAAGUAUGCAGAGGUGAAAACAGGCUGUGACGAUGCAAAGAGCAAUCUACUUGAGGCUACAGAGCACUCCCAGAGGCUGGAGAAGGAGCUGAAGUGUUCAGACGAGAUGGAGGAGCAGGCUGACAGCAGGUGGGUGGUGCAGUGUAAACCAGGAACUAUCACGCAUUCACUCUGUCGCACACAAAGUGCCCUGAACAUGCUCUGCCAUUAGAAGAGCGUUGUGCUCUGAAUAACACAACGCUCUACUUUGUGCCGAGUGCGCUCCGGAGAAAAACUCUAUGACAGCACUUUGUUCCAAGAACGCUGGAACAAAGUGUUCCAGACACUCAGUUUGUAAUACUGAAAACAUAUAAAUAUUGCAGUACUUUCAUCAGCCACCAUUGUUUUACCUUCUUCAGCCACAGUUGGUGACUUAAGGAAAAUCUUUCCAACUAUUCAGGUUCAGCAGUCUGUAACUAAGUGUAUUAACCUCUUGUGGUAACUGGGAGGAAUAGCAGCUACUCUGGAGCCAUAAGCCCCUUUCAGACAUGAAUACAUCACCUGUUUGAGUGUUUCUUGUCCUUCCACGGGCUGCAUCACUGAAGGACUUUCAAACAGUUAAUCCAUCAAGGCUUUAACUGUGCGUGUGUGGGAUGCUGUUACACAGACUAGAUACGGGUGCUUAUUCAGACAUGAGACCAGCAUGUUAAAGUGACAUCAGAUUAGCAUGUCUAAAAGGGUUGGGAGACUAAAGAAGCAUGAAUUAGGUGUCAGUGAUGCACCCAUAUGUUUACAAAGGGAAGCAACAACUUGUGUUGCUUUGAAGCUGACUGAGGCUCAGUGUAGAGCGGCUCGUCCUCCAAUCAGAGGAUUGGUGGUUCAGCGACGACGUGUCCUUGGGCAAGACACCCAUAGAGACCUGCAGUGUCUGCAUGGUCCUGAUGGUCCUGAUGGGCAGGUGGCACCUUGCAUGGUAGUCCGUGUAUGAACGGGUGAAUGACGGGGUUAAAGCGAUUUGAGUGCUCAGAAGAAUAGAAAAGUACAACUACAGAAAGAUGAAGAACAUUGGAAUGUGAUAAUAAUGAUAAAUCAAUAUUAUCCUUUAACUCUUGACUGAUACACUUCUUCCACAAGCUAUUCUCAUGACUACCAGGUGACAAAGUGGCUGGACUCUCAGUUCACCACUUAGCUGAUGACAAACAGCACCUAGCGAUGCCCUCACCCUUAACCUCGCCUGUCUAAAGUAUGUGAUGUUAGACGUUAGAAGGUUCAAACUCUCCUCUACAGUUGGAUCCAGUCAAACUGCGCCUGUGCACAGAGCUAAUGUUCCCAGUUUAGUGGGCAUGGUUACGUAUGACAGUUUGCUACAUAAAGAAAAGUCUCUGAGCACAAUCAAGACAUCUGUGUAGAGUACUGACAGCAAACGUCCUUAAAGACGAUGAUACAGUAGAUCUUGACAUCGUUACUUUGGCAAUAGCCUAAUGAAAGACUUGUGAGCGUGUAUCAGAUUGUAACCACUGACUUACAGUAUGGUUCACUUGCUCUUUACUUCAUCUUUUAGAUGUGACUUUCACAAUCUCAGCUACUCUAGAACACACCUUUAGGCUGCAUGUUAGCCCAGCCACAGUCCAGUCACGUGUUCUGAGUCAACCAAAGUUGUUAUUGUGAUUUAAUUAACAUAGAUCUGAAACAUUGUAGAUUGUACUGUAAUGUGCCCGUCUGCUUGCUCAUGUGGAUCACCAUGCCGUGAUGUCGUGCUGUACUCGGCCUGAAGGGAAGAUGUUGCUGAUAAUCACAGAAACUGAUGAGCCAGAGGUCGCUCAGUGAUUGCAUUCUUAGUUUAACACUCGGAGGAUGGACUCACAGAGGAGAGACCCCUCAACUGAGGGUCAGCUUGACACGUAAAGUGACUUAUGAAGUAAGAGAUCCCCGUAAGGCCUGAGCCAGCUGUUUAAUGAGCCAUCGUUCUCCUCUUACAGCCGUCUGCAGUCCUGAGGAGCAGAUAAGACACAAACAAAUACAACUGUGAAUAAAACGCUAAAGGAACUGAUGUUCCAACAUGAGUGAAAUGUACUUUAAUGAUAUCUUCUGAUUAGCUGACAUGUCUAAUAGUGUGAAGAGUGCUUCCACAUGUUGACCUCUCUCACAGUGAUCCAUUCCUUCAGAUACCACAUCUGUACUUUAGUUGGUUUUCUAUAUCCGUCAAUUGUGAUUUCUAUAACUCAGAUACCUCUGCUAAUCAAUACGUAAUCAUAAUCUAUACUAGCCUAAGUAGCCUAUCAUUGAUAGGAACAUCCUGCCUCAUGUAUGUUUAUGAUUGAUAUUAUAUUAUAUGUCCCCAGAGAUCUUAAACAGACAUCUGAAUGUCUAAAUUAAUCCUUGUAUUUUGAAUCUACUCUAGUGUUACCAUUUGAACUUCUUAUUAAACUGUUAAUACAUUUUGUUUUGUAUGGUGUCCCUUUACACAUUCAUUUGCCAGCUUGAGGUUUACCAAAUCUCAACACUUUUUAAUAUUUGAGUUUAAAAAUAAUAUCUAUAAGCUUUAAAGCUUCAGUAGAAUCUCCCUUAGAUUAGAACAAUAAUAACACUCUCAGCUGCUGAACAGGACAUAAUCAAUGAUGGACUGAGUCUAUCUGUAACAUGUUCAUUCAUACACGCUUCACCCUUAUUCAAUCUACUCAUUUAUUCAUCGUGUUCUUUAUUCAUUCUGUUCAUCUGAUCAAUUAUUCACAGAUUUUCUGUUAAGUAGUUAUGUAUUUGAAAGAACUUGAUCAUUUGAUUUGUGUGUAUGACAUAAUGAGUCCAGAGCUGUGUAGCGACCCUGAGAUUAGUUCUAUUGUUGAAGUUCUAUUGUUGAAGUUGUCCUGUUUUAAACCGGGUAGCGUCCUGAGUCGAGUCUUAUUCUGUUAAAGUUAUCGUGUGUGAUAGCUGAAGUUGAGUGCCAUCACUCCCCUUUCAUACCAAGUCAUGAGUUUGUGAUUUAUAAUUUGGAGUUAUUAAUAAUCGUUAAAUAUUCUGAUACUAAUUGAUUGAUUAUUGAAUUUGCUACACAACAAGUCCACAUCUGGGUAAAGAGAUGGGAGGAGGCCAGUGUUGUGCCCUCUGAGACAUGCAGCGUGCUGCUCAUGGACAGGCUGUUGAUCUCGAUUGAUGGGACAGUCCAGCUAAUGUUCUGUUCAAUUGGACAGGCUGUUGAUCUCGAUCGAUGGGGCAGUCCAUC